Messenger RNA from Clunio marinus, 198 nucleotides. Lineage: Eukaryota; Metazoa; Arthropoda; Insecta; Diptera; Chironomidae. The record is from the annotation of a GenBank genome assembly.
AUGGAGGUUAUUUAUGUGUGGGAGGGUAGCUCACCUUUAAAGAAGUGCAAGGCGAAGAAGAACAACAGCAUUCAAAUGAAUUUUCCUGUGAAAGAAUUCAGAAGUCGAGAUGAAUUUAUUUUGUGGUUGAGAUGGUUGAAGGAAGCAGAUGAGAUAACCGAGAAAUCAGAUGAAGUUUUGAUUUAUAGAUCAACAUAA